CUUGCUGAUCCUCCGGGGAGUGACAUGAGGGAAAAUGAAUGAACCUCCUCUUCGUGUUUCUUCUCCGAACAAACCCACGUCUCCGCCUGUUGCUCCAUCAAGACUCCUGGAAAAUCCCCAGCUGCAGCGACACUAAACUCCGAGCUCCGACCGAAAUGUCCAAACCAGAUUACUCGGGUGUUUAUCAUAUGGUGGAGCAGAAGAAUAUGGACGAGUACCUCGCCGCUUUAGAUAUCAACAUCGCUCUGAGGAAGAUCGUGUGUCUGCUGAGGCCCAGCAAAGACAUCAGCCACGAUCCCGCCUCGGGAGCCAUGAAGAUCCGAACCCUCACCACCUUCCGGAACUUCGACAUGGACUUCACAAUCGGACAAGAGUUCACGGAAGACCUGGGCCCCGUGGACGGCCGCAAAUGUCAGACGACGGUGAGCUGGGACGGAGACAAGCUGGUGUGUGUACAGAGGGGCGAGAAAGAGGGGCGGGGGUGGACACACUGGCUGGACAAUGACCAUCUGCAUCUGGAGAUGAGAGUGCAGGGUGUUGUUGCCAAGCAAGUCUUCAAGAAGGCCAACUGACUUCAGCAGAGAAGGAGCUCAGUCAUUCCCAAACAUGUUAGAAUCACGCAUGUACGGCGACGUAAGAGUGUCAGCGAACGCACCACUGUGAGCAGCUGCGCGGCGUCUCCGCUGCCUACUAAACUCUUGCUGUCCAAACAGAAGGUUCCUGCUGUGUUAAUUCUAAUUCCAUCUUUAUCAAUGUCUCAGAAGGGAACUGCAUUGAUUCAUCAGCUACUCUUAAUAUAACUAGGAACACGUUUAUGUGAUAAAAUGUUUUUGUGUCUUAUUGUGCCAACUAUUCCAUAAUAAUCAAUUAUCGCCAAUAAAAGAAAAUGGAAAAUGUA
Synchiropus splendidus (mandarinfish) is the source of this 898-nucleotide messenger RNA. RefSeq names its product retinol binding protein 1a, cellular (gene rbp5). The record is from RefSeq and is a predicted model, not a curated record. NCBI's taxonomy places the organism in Eukaryota, Metazoa, Chordata, Actinopteri, Syngnathiformes, Callionymidae. The transcript has 4 exons. Gene Ontology annotation, molecular function: fatty acid binding. Gene Ontology annotation, cellular component: nucleus; cytosol. Gene Ontology annotation, biological process: fatty acid transport. The coding region runs from base 39 to 572 and encodes 177 amino acids.